Messenger RNA from Aethina tumida (small hive beetle), 2415 nucleotides. Its product is annotated as matrix metalloproteinase-14. The record is from RefSeq and is a predicted model, not a curated record. Gene Ontology annotation, cellular component: extracellular matrix. Bases 223 to 1950 code for a protein of 575 amino acids. The transcript has 8 exons. Lineage: Eukaryota; Metazoa; Arthropoda; Insecta; Coleoptera; Nitidulidae. Gene Ontology annotation, molecular function: zinc ion binding; metalloendopeptidase activity. Gene Ontology annotation, biological process: proteolysis; collagen catabolic process; extracellular matrix organization.
CUCACGCCAUCAGAGCGCGCACACCAGCCGCAGGAACCGCUGAAACUCCACACUUCAGUGAACCACGUGAAUGGUUUGUUUCGGUCUGACGAGCUUUUUUGGCCACCGACUCGCGUCAAACCUGCUACGAGUCAGAUGACUAAUAACGUUGAUAACGCACAGAUAACGAGUAUUAAUUGAGAUUUCGCAGUCGAUCGCAGUUUAACACGUUCGUUUGCCAAGAUGAGAGCAGGAGUUUUAGUUUGUUUUGCGUUUGUGUGCCUUCUACCCGCCGUCUUCACUGCCCCAGCGGACAAUGUUCUGCUAUACCUCCAAAGUUUUGGCUACAUAGACAAGAAACGAACCGCCUCCGACCAUCAGGAUAUAGUUGAUGUAACUAAAGCAAUCAAAGAGUUUCAGAGUUUUGCUGGAUUGGACGUAACAGGUGUUGCGGACAAUGAAACGCUGAAAUUGAUGGGUACACCUCGAUGUGGUGUUCCAGACAAAAUUGGCACCAAGGAAAAAGAUGGAAGACAAAAAAGAUAUGCUCUGCAAGGUAGCAGAUGGAAGGUAAAGAACUUGACCUACAGAAUAUCGAAAUACCCAAGAAAACUCGACAAGAAAGACGUAGAUAAGGAAAUUUACAGGGCGUUUUCCGUAUGGUCUGAAUAUACUGAUCUCACAUUCACCCCAUCCAACGGCCAAGUUCACAUAGACAUUAGAUUCGAAUCUGGUGAACAUGGAGACGGUGAUCCGUUCGAUGGGCCGGGUGGUACCUUAGCUCAUGCCUACUUCCCUGUUUACGGUGGUGAUGCUCACUUUGACGCGUCUGAGCAAUGGUCGAUAAACAGUUACAGAGGCACAAAUCUAUUCCAAGUAGCCGCUCACGAGUUCGGCCACUCGUUAGGUUUAAGUCAUUCGGACGUUAGAGAAGCUCUAAUGGCUCCAUUCUACAGAGGAUACGACCCGAUCUUCCAAUUGGACAGUGACGACAUACAAGGUAUUCAAGCACUUUACGGCAAGAAGACGAAGAAAACGCCCACUCCCAGUUUUGAUGAUGAUGAUGACAUCGACGAUAUUGAUCACGAGGGAAAUACCCCAACAGUCACCAAAACCAACGUGCCAGAUCAAUCGCUUUGCAAAGAUCCCAAAUUCGAUACCAUCUUUAAUUCAGCUGAAGGUUACACUUAUAUAUUCAAAGGAGACAAAUACUGGAGACUGACUGAUGAAAGUGUUGCUCCUGGAUAUCCUAAGAGUAUUUCCCAAGGUUGGCCAGGAUUGCCCGGAAACAUUGACGCAGCGUUCACCUAUAAAAACGGCAAAACCUACUUCUUCAAGGGUUCCAAGUAUUGGAGGUACAAGGGUAGAAAGAUGGACGGAAUUUACCCUAAGGAAAUAUCUGAAGGUUUCACCGGUAUCCCAGACGAUGUAGAUGCAGCUUUAGUUUGGAGUGGUAAUGGAAAAAUUUACUUCUACAAGGGCAGUAAAUUCUGGAGAUUCGACCCCACACAACGCCCUCCAGUUAAAUCAACAUAUCCGAAGUUAAUUGCAAAUUGGGAAGGCGUUCCCAAUAACUUAGAUGCAGCUUUCCAAUGGACCAAUGGAUAUACAUACUUUUAUAAAGACAAUGCUUAUUAUAGGUUUAAUGAUAGAGCAUUCGCGGUAGAUGCCGUGGAUCCAGCUUUUCCAAGAUCAACCGCUUACUGGUGGUUUGGUUGUAAAGAAGCCCCUAAAGGAACAAUUGGAAGUAAGAGAUGGGGUGCAUUAACGAAUGAGGAGAGCGGACCGGAUCCAAAUGAAAACGAAUUUACAGUAUCUCCGAAUGACCCAGAGUCACAAAGGAAUAAUGAUCCAGAAAUAUUAAACAGCGACGACUCAGGAAAAAGCUCCAGUCCAAGAAUAUCGCCGCUCUCUCUCACGUUACUAGUGACUUUAACGACGGUACUAUUAACUAGUGUAAAAAUGAACUGAGUGUUUUAUUCGUUUCAUAAACGAAACUUUGCUUUGACUGAGACUUAAAAAUGAAAAUUGUGUGAUAGACAGUACACUUUUUUAUAGUAUAACGUGAAUACCUCUGCGAACAAAUCUAAUGAGAUCUCUUAAAACUUAAAGUCUUAAAUUAAUCUAUUGUUUUUAUAAGAAACAAGGAUGCGUCAAGCAUGUCUAAACAGGGUUGCCUAACUGUAAGAUGUGUAUUCUCGUAUUUCGAAAUGUUUAAUUUAAUUGCCACUCUUCAAUUUAUACUGUAAUAGAGUGAACUGUAUAUAGUAUAGCUUUACGAAAAAUUUAGAUUUAAUUUUUAAAUGGAAAUAUAAUUUAUAUAAUCAAAUAUGUAAAAACCGUUAACUCAUGAGCAACUAAAAGUAUUUAUUGAAAUACUCCGCUAUAAUUUAUACAUAUAUUUUUUUAUUUUAAUAAAUACGAUUAUUUGCUUAA